Lactuca saligna is the source of this 383-nucleotide messenger RNA. The record is from the annotation of a GenBank genome assembly. Lineage: Eukaryota; Viridiplantae; Streptophyta; Magnoliopsida; Asterales; Asteraceae.
CAUGGCUAAUUGCUGUUAGUCCUUUAAAUCAUGAGACUUUUUUUGCGGACAAAAAUGCCCCUGGUGCCUAAUAUUAGAGCCAAGCUGUUAGUCCUCAAAUCAUGAGUGAAGAAAUUACAUCUAGCUACUCGGACCCUUCUUCUCUUCUGUAUCAAUUAGAGUCCUAUCUUGAAUCGUAUCCUAUAACGGUUUGUAAUUGGCUGUUGAACUUGGUGACUGCGAUACUUGCACUUGCUGCUUCAUCAUCUUCAGCUGGAGUGAUGGUUUUGUUGGACAGAGACUCUGAGUAUUGCAAAAACAUUGCUUUUGCGUUUCUUGCUUGGUUUCUUCUUGCUAUUACUUCUCACACUGUCCUUUGGUUGUUGACAUCCCUUUCUUCUUGA